Messenger RNA from Gossypium raimondii (Peruvian cotton), 1918 nucleotides. RefSeq lists its product as uncharacterized. Bases 392 to 1699 code for a protein of 435 amino acids. The transcript is spliced from 5 exons. NCBI's taxonomy places the organism in Eukaryota, Viridiplantae, Streptophyta, Magnoliopsida, Malvales, Malvaceae. The record is from RefSeq and is a predicted model, not a curated record.
UUGCUUACAGAAAACUAUUAGCGUGCAAUACAGGCAAUUCUAAGAGACUAACACAAGCCAAAAGAUAUAUAUAUAUACACAUAUGCGUGUGUGUAUAUAUAUAAGAUAUAAAGAGGUAGAAAAGAACCAAGGAAAGCAAGCAGAAAUAUAUUUGCAGGCAAGGAGAGGAGAGGCAGGGCGCAUUAUUUACUGUCACGAAAAAGCGAAACCCACACUUCAACAUUCUUUCUUUUUCAUUAUCAAUCAAACAAAAAGGACAAAAAAAGAGAGACCCAUUCCGUUUUUACAUUCAUCUUCAGUUGAGUUCGUUCAGCAAGGUGACCCUCGUUAAAUUGAGACUUUUGCACUGAUUUGUAAUGUUUAUUUGAGGAUUUGUUCAUAUUGGUUCAAUAUGGGUUCCAUGUCUGGAGUCAUUCAACGUCCUUUAAUGGCAGCUGCUGCUGUUGCAAUGGCGUCUAUUUCUGUUGAUUUUCCUGCUAAACUCCCAUCUCCUACAUCGGAUACUGAAACUUCCAUUUCCAAUUCCUUACCAGAGUCCAAUUCAUCAUUGGUUGCUCUUAUAUCAGCUUCCAAGCUUGCCAACUUGUCCUUUGUUACUAGGAUUCGAGUACCGUUACCUAGUUUUAACUUUCCGGUUCCUAAUUCAGGCCGGAAUUUCGUUCCGAACUUGCUGUGUUCUUCUAUUGCUUCGUCUCCUCUGUUGGUUAAUUUAUAUCAGUCAGCUGAGUUAGCUAAAGGAUCUAAGCCAGCUGCAUUUCCAGAGAGUGUUCCUGCCACAGUGCCUGAUGCUUUGUACAGAUGGCAUUUGCCUGAGCCGACUGCGUUCAAUAUUUCUGGGACUUCAGAUUGUUCAUCGGUGAAGUCUCGUACGGUUGUUGUGUUGUUAGGAUGGUUAGGAUCCAAGCAGAAACAUCUCAAGAGAUAUGCAGAGUGGUAUACUUCAAGGGGAUACCAUGUCAUUACUUUCACACUUCCGAUGGUUGACAUUCUCAGUUACCAAGCCGGUGGGAAAGCCGAGCAAAACGUAGACAUGCUUGUGAAUCACUUGGCUGAUUGGUUAGAAGAGCAGCAUGGAAAAAGCCUGGUUUUCCACACUUUUAGCAAUACUGGAUGGUUAAUGUACGGAGCUAUUCUUGAGAAGUUUCAGAAAGAAGAUCCUUCUUUAACGGAAAGGAUCAAAGGUUGCAUUGUGGAUUCAGCCCCUGUUGCAGCCCCUGACCCUCAGGUCUGGGCUUCGGGUUUCUCUGCCGCUUUUCUGAAGAAACGUAGUUUUGCAACAAAAGGAUCUGCGAACUCAAGUGAAUCGGAUAUGGAGGCAUCAACUGGCAAAAGUGAAGCCUCAAAACCCAAGCCUGCAGUAACUGAAGCUGCUAUGCUACUAGUCCUGGAGAAGUUCUUUGAGGUGGUUUUGAAUCUUCCUAGUAUUAACAGGAGGCUUUCUGAUGUGAUGAGUUUGCUGUCAUACAAACAACCUACCUGUCCACAGUUAUAUAUUUACAGCUCUGCAGAUGGAGUCAUCCCUGCGCAUUCCGUGGAAUCCUUCAUAGAGAAGCAAAAGAGAUUGGGGCGCGAAGUUCGGGCGUGCAACUUCGUCUCCACACCACAUGUUGAUCAUUUUAGGAAUGACCCAAAUCUGUAUACGAGUCAGCUCAGCCAGUUUUUGGAGGACUGUGUGCAUACUUGUUGCGGACAUACUUAAGUACAUUGAAGCACUGCCAUAACCAAAUUCUUUUAUUUUAUAUUUUUAAAAGGAAAAUCCUAUAGUUUAUAUACUCACAAAGCCAGUACUCGAAUAGAGAUCGGUGAACUGCUAACAUUCAACAUGUUUGAAGUUUAAAAUCUCGAGUUCUGUAAUCUCAAACUUGUAUUUACAUAUGACAAAUUCAUUCUUAAAGUUAUAAAGAACAUAGUUUUCUUC